GCUGGGUUGGUGCGCAGGCGCAGCGGUAUGUUAUGACCCGUGUUUCGUAAGGUGGUUCGUUGUGUAAAGCAGGAUGGUGUCCACCUCUGCCUAGCUUUAAAGUUAAUCUGACUGUUCCUGAUGCAGACCCCCUGCUGAUGAAGAAGUGAGAUGACGUCAACGAUGUUUCCCGCCGGCAGAUACUGGUUUCAUGCAGGGCGAUGUGUACGGGCCCUGAGAAGAUGCCCCCGUCUGGACCCCGGGGCCCUUGGAGUCCGGCCCACCGCCCGCCGCUGGGCCAGCAGCGACGCCCCCAAGAUCACCACCCACUACAGCAUCCACCCCCGGGACCAGGACCCCCGCUGGGAGGGGACGGAGAUGGAGCGCUUCGCGGACCAGGCGGACGUGGUGGUGGUGGGGGCGGGGCCCGCCGGCCUUUCCGCCGCCAUCCGGCUGAAGCAGCUGGCGCUGGCGGAGGAGCGGGAGGUGCGGGUGUGCGUGGUGGAGAAGGCGUCUCAGAUCGGAGCCCACACCCUCUCAGGGGCCUGUCUGGAGCCCAGCGCCCUCAACGAGCUGCUGCCCGACUGGAAGGAGAGAGGGGCCCCCCUCCACACUCCAGUAACUGAGGAUAUUUUCAGCAUCCUGACGGAGAAGCACAGGAUUCCGGUCCCCAUGUUGCCAGGUCUGCCCAUGAACAACCACGGGAACUACAUUGUGCGUCUGGGAAACCUGGUGCGCUGGCUGGGGGAGCAGGCGGAGGAGCUGGGGGUGGAGCUGUACCCGGGCUACGCCGCCGCAGAGGUUCUUUUCCAUGAAGACGGGAGCGUUAAAGGCAUCGCCACCAACGACGUGGGAAUCGCUAAAGACGGCUCUCCUAAGGACACCUUUGAGCGGGGCAUGGAGCUGCACGCCCAGGUCACUCUGUUCGGGGAGGGCUGCCACGGCCAUCUGGCCAAGCAGCUCUACCGGCACUUCAACCUGAGGCAGAACUGUGAGCCUCAGACCUACGCCAUCGGACUCAAGGAGGUGUGGGUGGUGCGUCCGGAGAAGUGGCGUCCGGGCCGGGUGGAGCACUCGGUGGGCUGGCCGCUCAACAGAAACACCUACGGGGGCUCCUUUCUUUACCACCUCAACGAGGGCGAGCCGCUGGUGGCCCUUGGCUUUGUGGUGGGUCUUGACUACUCCAACCCCUACCUGAGUCCCUUCAGAGAGUUCCAGCGGUGGAAGCACCACCCGUUCGUUGCCCCCACCCUGGAGGGGGGCGAGCGCAUCGGCUACGGGGCGCGUGCCCUCAACGAGGGCGGGGUCCAGUCCAUCCCAGAGCUGACCUUCCCAGGAGGCAUCCUGAUUGGCUGCAGCCCUGGCUUCAUGAACGUCCCCAAGAUCAAAGGGACGCACACGGCCAUGAAGAGCGGCAUGCUGGCUGCCGAGGCCGUGUUUCCUCGGCUGGCCGUGCUGGAGGAGGACUCCGCCCCCUCCGCAGGUCUCCACGUCCCGGAGUACGCUGAGAGCCUGAAGGCGUCGUGGGUGUGGAAGGAGCUCCACGCGGUGAGGAACAUCCGACCCUCCUUCCACAACUACCUGGGUCUGUACGGGGGCAUGGUCUACACCGGCAUCUUCUAUUGGAUCCUGAGGGGCAAGGAACCCUGGACCCUGAAGCACUGCGGUCUGGACUCCGACCAGCUGAAGCCGGCCAAGGAGUGCACCCCCAUCGAGUACCCCCGGCCCGACGGCAAGCUGAGCUUCGACCUGCUGUCGUCGGUGGCCCUGAGCGGGACCAACCACGAGGGCGACCAGCCCGCCCACCUCACGCUGAGGGACGAUAGCGUGCCGGUGGAGCGCAACCUGGCCAUCUACGACGGGCCCGAGCAGCGCUUCUGCCCCGCAGGCGUGUACGAGUACGUCCCCACUGACGACGGCGCCGGGAUGCGGCUGCAGAUCAACGCCCAGAACUGCGUCCACUGCAAGACGUGCGACAUCAAAGACCCCAGCCAGAACAUCAACUGGGUGGUGCCGGAGGGCAGCGGAGGCCCCGCCUACAACGGGAUGUGAACCUUUUUUAUUGGUCGAUGCUAACCGUGCCUACACAAGACCCCUGAGGAGGUGGAUUGGAGCCUCAGCAGGACUGUAAUAUAUUGCGUUGUUAAGAACAUUAAAGCGGAAUGAGGCUGAUGCUGAUGGUUUAUUUCACGAGUCCCUUUGGCGCGGAGAACACGUCAGUGAACUCAUGUAGAAAACAAUACAGUAGGGGAGGGCUGAACACCACAGGAAUAAAUUAAGCACCGCAGGUACACACCAGGUCAGACUCCUCCACAGGUGAAGAGGUUAACUUCACCUCUCCACAAAGAUGAAGGGUUGAAGUUUCGACAACUCCACGCAGGUGAAGGGGUGAAGUUCAGACACCUCCACGCAGGUGAAGGGGUGAAGUUCAGACACCUCCACGCAGGUGAAGGGGUGAACUUCACCUCUCCACACAUGAAGGGGUGAAGUUCAGACACCUCCACGCAGUUGAAGGGGUGAGGUUCAUGCAAACAUCUUGGCAUAGAUCUUCUUCUCCUUCUCCUUCUCUUCCUUCACGCUGAUCUGGACUCUCUUCAUCUCGCCCGCAAUCGCUGCAAAACACAAAGGAGGCGUUUCAUUGGUUGCUCAAUCCCUGCGUCGGCCAAUUACGGCGCUCCACUUUUUCACCGGAAGUUUUCCGAGUAUAAACCGAUUCAGCAUUGUACCUUCCACCAGCGCCUAUUCUGAGUGUGGUUCUCUUACGGUGAAGGGUUCUCUUACGGUGACAGUAAUGCAUGGUUGGUUCCACUUACUGUCUACCUUUUAUUUUUUUCAGUACUAGUUAAUUUAUAAUCAAUAAUUAUAAUAAGGAGUCAUGUUAUGGUAUCGGAUCGGCACCUAGACUUGCGUACUCGCCGAUACCCGAUAUGCCAUUUUAGGCGGAUUAAGAGGCAUAUCCGAAACUGGUAUCGGUACCAGAUCCACUCUAGUUUAGACUUCCUCUUGGAGUCCAUGUAAAGAUCUGAAGGUUAACAUGUGAUAUGAAACCAUUUCUGCAUUAAAAUAUCUCAAAUGUU
Messenger RNA from Gadus morhua (Atlantic cod), 3056 nucleotides. RefSeq names its product electron transfer flavoprotein dehydrogenase (gene etfdh). Gene Ontology annotation, molecular function: iron-sulfur cluster binding; electron-transferring-flavoprotein dehydrogenase activity. The transcript has 13 exons. Gene Ontology annotation, cellular component: mitochondrial inner membrane. Bases 151 to 2031 code for a protein of 626 amino acids. Lineage: Eukaryota; Metazoa; Chordata; Actinopteri; Gadiformes; Gadidae. Gene Ontology annotation, biological process: electron transport chain. The record is from RefSeq and is a predicted model, not a curated record.